Messenger RNA from Protopolystoma xenopodis, 516 nucleotides. The record is from the annotation of a GenBank genome assembly. Lineage: Eukaryota; Metazoa; Platyhelminthes; Monogenea; Polystomatidea; Polystomatidae.
CCGAAGUCUCCUGUCGCAGGCCGGCGGUCCUCGGGACGAGAGGCAGAGUCGCGUCGAGGCGACCGGCAGAUGACACUUCGGACGAGUCUGAAAAAGAAAAGCGGUCAAAGGCAUCACUCGUCGUCACCCUCGCCAGGUCAGCAGAGGUCUCGUCACGGAGGUUCUUCCGCUGCGGAGCACCGGAAAAACGUGGCCAAAAGCGAUGAAGAAAAAUUUCCUUUUGAGAAACAGAUCUACAAGCAGGCCUCUUCGAAUGGCCUGAGGGUGCACCAACGUGUGCACGGACGUUGUUUCCAUGCGACACUCUUCGAAAUAGCGACCUCAAACUGUGCUGUCGAGAAUCUAGAGGUUCAGGACUCGUGGUUCCGCUGCAAAAGUGAGUUGACCACCUCGACGGAGACUGCGCUGCCUGGCCACCUCGAAAUGAGGUACACCAAUUUGGCGACCAGUUUUCCCAUUCGUCCGACGACAGGCACUUCCAACAUGAAACGAAGGGAGUGUUUGGUUUUGCAGUAA